GGGCCAAAAUCAGGAUUCUGUCCUUGCUCAGUGGGACUUUGGUGACCCGACCUUGCUGAGUGGUGUGUCUCCUGCCUAGUCCAGCAGAAGCCCGGGGCAGCUGGCACCAUGGCCUUCUCCCAGGUGCAGUGUCUGGACGACAGCCAUGUCAACUGGCGCUCCAGCGAGUCCAAGCCUGAGUUCUUCUACAGCGAGGAGCAGCGGCUGGCCCUGGAGGCCCUGGUGGCCGACGGCCCUGAUGCCUUCUAUGAGGUGCUGAAGCGGGAGAACAUCCGAGAUUUCCUCUCAGAGCUGGAGCUCACGCGCAUCCAGGAGACCAUCGAGGUGUACGAUCCUGGCUCUGAGGACCCCAGGGGCACGGGCCGCCCUCAAGGGCCCGAGGAGGAUGGUGUUGGUGACAGCGAGGAGAACAGUAGGCCGGGUGGGGCGGAGGCCCCCACCGAGGCCGAGCCGCCACCCUCACUGGAGUAUUGGCCCCAAAAGUCAGACCGCUCCAUCCCACAGCUGGACCUGGGCUGGCCCGACACCAUCGCCUACCGAGGCGUGACCCGGGCCAGUGUCUACAUGCAGCCCCCAAUUGAUGGGCAGGCCCACAUCAAAGAGGUGGUCCGCAAGAUGAUCAGCCAGGCCCAAAAGGUGAUAGCUGUGGUCAUGGACAUGUUCACUGAUGUUGACAUCUUCAAGGACCUGCUGGACGCUGGCUUCAAGAGGAAGGUGGCCGUGUACAUCAUCGUGGACGAGAGUAACAUCAAGUACUUCCUGCACAUGUGUGAGCGGGCCCGCAUGCACACGGGGCACCUCAAGAAUCUCAGGGUGCGGAGCAGCGGGGGAACAGAGUUCUUCACGCGGUCAGCCACCAAGUUCAAGGGAGCCCUGGCACAGAAGUUCAUGUUCGUGGACGGAGACCGUGCCAUCUGUGGCUCCUACAGCUUCACGUGGUCAGCCGCAAGGACAGACCGGAACUUGAUCUCCGUGCUAUCUGGCCAGGUGGUGGAGAUGUUUGAUCGGCAGUUCCAGGAGCUGUACCUCAUGUCACACAGUGUCAGCCUCAAGAGUGUCCCCAUGGAGAAGGAGCCGGAGCCAGAGCCCAUUGUGCUGCCCUCUGUGGUCCCACUAGUGCCCACGGGCACUGUAGCCAAGAAGCUCGUUAACCCCAAGUACGCGCUGGUCAAGGCCAAGAGUGCUGAUGAGAUUGCCAAGACAUCCUCUGAGAAGCAGGAGGCCAAGAAGGCCCCGGGGCUGCGGGGCCCGGCGCUGCCUGAGCGGCCGGGGGACCUCCUCGAGUCUCCCCCGCUCAUCCACCCGGGGCUGCUCAACCUGGAGCGGGCCAACAUGUUCGACUACCUGCCCACGUGGGUGGAGCCGGACCCCGAGCCUGGCAGUGACAUUCUAGGCUACAUCAACAUCGUCGAUCCUAACGUCUGGAACCCGCAGCCCAACCAGAUGAACCGAAUCAAGAUCCGGGACACGUCCCAGGCUGGCGCCCAGCUGUGGAGGCAGAACCAGGACUCCAGCCCCACCUCAGGGUCCAGCACACCCCUGAAUGGGGUCCCCACUGAGAACGGCCUUCCCCAGAGUGACCCUGAGCCACAGCCCCCUGUCCCCAAGCCCAGGACAGUCCCCGUGGCAGACCUGCUUGCUCAGGAUGACAGGGGUGUUGGCUGGUCCCUAGAGAGCCCAGAAGAGGAGGCACCCCAGAAUGGGACAGACCAUGGGCUGCACAGGACGGAGGACUCAGAACAUGCCCCCCUCCAGCGGCAGCUGUCUGUGACCCAGGAUGACUCCAAUGGCGGGGAGGCAGUGAUCCCCAAUGGGCUAGAUGGGGAAGAGGAGGAAGAUGAUGAUGACUAUGUGACCCUCAGUGACCAGGACAGCGUCUCAGGCAGCUCCAGCGUUGGCCGUGGUGCCCGGCGGCCCUCGCUGGCCUCCUCUUCCGUGUCAGAUGAGUAUUUUGAGGUGAGGGAGCGCUCAGCACCUCUCCGGAGGCGACACUCGGAACUGGUGGCCAAUGGGCCAGCCCAGUCCCCCCGCCGACAGUUGAGUACCCACCACGUGACCCGAGGGACCUUUGGUGGACGCCUGGGUACCUGCCCAUGGUCUCGAGAAAGAGAGGAGACAAGCACUUCAAGGAGGAUGCACGAUAAAGAGGCACAGGGCCAGCCGUUCCACCAUUAUGGACUCUCUGCCUCUGGGACCAGGGAUAAAGAUGGCUUCCCACGACAUUUGAGAACCCCAGGGCCUCCAAGGUACCGCCCUGCUACUAACAGUGCCCAGACCUCUACCAGGAAAGUGGGCCCAGCUAUGGCAAGCUCCCACCACUGGCAGCCCAAGGGCAGCCCCAUGCCCCGCACGCUGCCUGAUUCUGGGAGCCCGAGGCUGACCCGAAACACGAACCCCCUUGCCGACAGCCGGGGCACCGAGGGGCAUCCGAGUCCUUUUGGAAUCCCAUACUCCAAACUCUCCCAGUCAAAACACCUGAAGGCCAGGACGGGCAGCGGCCACUGGGCCUCAUCUGAUUCUAAACGGAGGGUCCAGCCCCCCCGGGACCACAAGGAGCCCUAGCACUUGCCCCUGCGCCGGGAGCCAGCCACCCUCAGCCCCCGCCUCAGCCCAGACACCAUG
Messenger RNA from Condylura cristata (star-nosed mole), 2622 nucleotides. RefSeq names its product family with sequence similarity 83, member G (gene SACK1G). Gene Ontology annotation, biological process: BMP signaling pathway. Lineage: Eukaryota; Metazoa; Chordata; Mammalia; Eulipotyphla; Talpidae. The transcript is spliced from 5 exons. The coding region runs from base 109 to 2562 and encodes 817 amino acids. Gene Ontology annotation, cellular component: nucleus; cytosol. The record is from RefSeq and is a predicted model, not a curated record.